Messenger RNA from Kuraishia capsulata CBS 1993, 2544 nucleotides. RefSeq lists its product as uncharacterized. The coding region runs from base 1 to 2544 and encodes 847 amino acids. The record is from RefSeq and is a predicted model, not a curated record. Lineage: Eukaryota; Fungi; Ascomycota; Pichiomycetes; Pichiales; Pichiaceae. The transcript has a single exon.
AUGGGAUUGAGUAAACUGUGGUCGUUUGGCAAGUCCAAGAAGUCCAAGCAGACGACUCCCGGCGACAAGAACAAGGGAACUUUCACGGUCAACAGCUUUGAGAGAACCACUCCAGUUCAGCAGCAACAGCAGAACCUCCAAUAUGUGCGGGAUCAACAAAACCUGCAAACUCACCACAAGGCCGACUCGCUUCCACCACAACGGUCACAAGAGCCCCAAGGGCCACAGGGAUUGACUCCCCCCCCUGCUCAGUUCAGCAGAGAGAAUUCGGCUUCGCCCUCGAGGAAAUCACGGCCCGGAUCCACGAUUGACUCCAAGAGAAUUUCGUCGGUCCCCACGUCUUUUCUUCGUCAGUCGACUGUGUUGCCUGCUAGAGGCCAAGGUGGGAACUAUUACCACUCCAGCAGUCCGUCGCAGUCUUCUAGCGGGAGGGGCGGAUUGGCUCUGACAAAAGGAGUCAAUGCCGCUUUGGUCUCGAACCCUGAUGUUCCUGCCGAAUUGGUGCCCAUAAUCACUCUUAUACACGCACAGCAGGCUAGGAUAUAUGCAGAGACGUAUCUACAAAUUCCAUGUGAGGACGAGGUGGACGGAUCCAAGAGUUGGAUGGUUGUUACGGCCAAACUCAGUGGAACCGAGCUAACCAUCUGGGAAGUUGAUGAAGAGAGACCAAACGAGGUGGUGUCGGAUGUGGAUGGCUCCUUCAAACCUAUCUACAUUAACAUUGUGGAUGCCAACUUCUCGUACAUGCCCACUCCGCAGGACCCAUCUGGCGAGAGUUUCUUUGAUCUUGCAAUUCAUCUGACAACCACAAAGAGCUAUCUGUUUAGGUUCGGAAGCGCCGACGAUUUGCAUUACUUCUACUCUGCUCUGUUGUUGUCGCAGUUUGAGUACAGACAACUACAGGAAAGUUUCACAGGGGCUCUGUUCUCUGUGAAAGCCGUCCACUUCUCCGACGUGAGAACCCUGCUGGAUCCUUCUAACAGAUUCGUGAAGAGUGACUGGUGUAUCAUCAGAUUUCCAUUUCUCAACAACAAGUGGAUCCGGUGCUACGUGAGCAUCAUUCCCGGAGACAAAGUAUCCACCAAGAAGUCCAAGAUCGGCAAAGAGUCAAAAUCCAAGCCAGGAAAGGUUGAAAUAUACACACAGAAAACCAACAACAAGAAGUUCCUGCUGGCCUCAGUUGUGAACGCCAAGUCAUGUUUCUCGGUGUAUCCGGAAAACCCAUCUUUCAUCAAUAACAAUUCUCUGAUAAGGUUGAGCGGCGAUUGCUUUGUCAACGAGACCUUAUUGAGUGAAUUGAUUAGUGCCAAAAAUCCAGAAAACCUUGGAGGUGAGAGAAGCAGGUCUUCCUCUAUGGGUCAAAGACUCACCAGCAAGGGCUCUUCGUCCUCCUUGAGAAUGUUCAAUGCUUCCGGUGUUACCAGUCCAAAUGCAAACUCGAAUGUAAACGCAACUGCAAACGCUCAUUCACGUUCCUCUUCUCUGAAUAAGUCAAGAUUAACCAACAGAAUGCGGUCUCCGUCGAUGGCAUCGCUGGAUUCUUCAAACUCAUCCUUCAGUUUGACCAAGAAGUCAAAGCAUAAGAAUCUGAACGUCUUGAACACCCACCUUUGCUAUAUCAUACCCGAGUCACACUCAGGUGUUCCACCUGUGGAAACUAUGAUCAGAAACCUGAUUCCAAUGAUGAACGUUUUCAGAUUGUAUGGGCGUCCUUUGAAGUUCAUCUCCGACAAAUCGGAGAGGACCUCCAUGCUCUUUGGUUUGCCACAGCUUCCACACACUCAAUAUUUGGAUGCCGAAAAUGCUUACAAGCUUUUGGAUCUGAACAUCGGCAAUUCUGUGGCCGAAGACUGGAACAAUUUUGACUGGAUGCAGGUCUUCAAAGAAAUGGUUGUUUUCAAGCUUAGCAAAGGCUGGUCUGGUACCGGAUCCGUGUUCGACACCUUCAGAGAUGGAUUAUUAUAUUCCAAGGAAAGACAAGAGGAGGAAGACUACUACAAUGCUGAAGAUGUGAAGCUCGAGUUUGUUAGUUUCAAGGAUACUGAGAGUGACGCUGGUCCUUCAAGUCCAACCUCUCCCUUACGAACAUCGUUGUCUCGCCCCAAUUCUCCAUUUGGGCUUCCAAACUCACCCACAAUUCCUUCCAAUUUGGCCACUGCGAGAGUGCUGCAACCUUCGACUGAUGAAUACAACUCGCUCUCACCCGCCUUCCAUGGCGACCAUUCUGGUUUGUACAACUUAGAUGACAGUGGCUCAUGGCCUAGUCCUAAAGCUGCCACAGCCACAGCAGAGUCUUCUCCUACAAUCAACUCUGAUGAUUCAGAGAGCAGUUAUUCGUCUGCACGUGAUGUAGGUUCGAAAGAAGCACCUGUUUCUGCCCGCCAAACUUACAAAUCGCUUCUUCAACCUUUCCGAGAGCCAGCAAUCACGAGGCCGAUCUCAAACGAAAGCUUGAGAAAGAAGCAGAUAUCGUUAGUGGUACAGGCAGCCCGUGAUGAAGACAGCGAACAAAACAUUUAUCAAGUCGAGGGGGUCAAAUCGUAG